Molecule: messenger RNA, 315 nt
Organism: Prorocentrum cordatum
Lineage: Eukaryota; Dinophyceae; Prorocentrales; Prorocentraceae
Source: the annotation of a GenBank genome assembly
AUGAAGUGCUGGACCAACUGGGGCGAAGACCUGCGAGUCUGCUGGGCCACGUGGAUCCCAGUGUUCCUGUUCAACUUCUCGUUUUGCCCCCUCUGGAUGCGAGUCCCUGUCGUGGCCGCCGUGUCCUUCGGCUUCACGGCCGUCCUGUCCGCCAUGCGGGGGGCACCGCAGGAGAGCUGCCAGGCGCGGAGGUCGCCGGUGAGGCGCGGCCGCGCCAGCAGCGGUGAGAGGGGGCGCCCCCCCGUAGCGCGGGCGCCCGCUCCCGAGGCCACGUCGGGAGGCUCAGCGCGGACGCCGACGGCGACGACGACGGCG